Exaiptasia diaphana is the source of this 3088-nucleotide messenger RNA. Its product is annotated as AP-4 complex subunit mu. Bases 98 to 1438 code for a protein of 446 amino acids. The transcript has 18 exons. Gene Ontology annotation, biological process: protein targeting; Golgi to lysosome transport. The record is from RefSeq and is a predicted model, not a curated record. NCBI's taxonomy places the organism in Eukaryota, Metazoa, Cnidaria, Anthozoa, Actiniaria, Aiptasiidae. Gene Ontology annotation, cellular component: clathrin adaptor complex; cytoplasmic vesicle; trans-Golgi network.
UCAUGCAUGUCUAGUAGGAAUUAUAAUGGCAAUUUCUAACUGUUUUAUUUACAGUGGCAUUAAUUGGUGGAAACAUUGAUGUGUUGAAGACUAAGUCAUGCUUAGUCAAUUCUUUAUUCUGUCCGCUCGUGGUGAUACUCUUAUAUUUAGGGAUUAUAGAGGMGAUAACUCGAAAAGUGCGGUGGAAGUUUUUUACAGAAAAGUCAAGGAAAGCAAGGGAAGUCAACCACCAUUUUUUAAUGUUGAAGGUGUCAAUUUUAUCUUCAUCAAGAGAAAUGGUCUCUACUUUGUUUGYACCACAAAGUUCAAUGUCUCCCCGACUUAUGYUGCUGAGAUUUUGUCAAGGAUUUGUAACCUUUGUAAAGAUUAUUGUGGAGUCUUAAAUGAAGAGGCUAUAAAGUGUAACUUCCCAUUGAUUUAUGAACUCUUGGAUGAAAUCCUGGACUUUGGUUAUCUGCAAGCAACAUCAACAGAAACAUUAAAGGCUUAUGUUUGCAAYCAACCAGAAUUGGUAGAAUGUCCUGACAAGUCUGUAUGGCAGUGUACUGGUGGGACAGUGUAUGGAACAGACAAAAUGUCACUGCCCAGCUCAGCUGCAAAUAAGCCAGUUAUACCCCACAAAACAAAGUUUUUCCAGACCCAGAAGCAAGAAAUAUUCGUGGAUCUUUUGGAGGGGCUYACUGUUCUGAUUGGAUCAAAUGGCAACAUCUUGCGAAGUGAAAUAAAUGGCUGCAUCAAAAUGAAAAGUUUCUUGGUAGGACGACCAAGCGUAAGACUAGCUUUAAAUGAAGAUCUUACAAUAGGAACCAGRGACGCACUUUCUUCAGUGUCUUUGAUGGGAGUUCAAGUUGAUGACUGUAGCUUCCAUGAGUCGGUUGAUUUAAGUGAGUUUGAUGCCAAUAAAACACUCACUAUCCCACCCACAGAUGGAGAGUUCACAGUAAUGCAGUACAGGAUUUCAGGAGAAUUGUAUUCUGUCUUACCAUUUAACCUUAUCACUUUUGUMGAUGAGCAUGAAGUUUCCAUGUCAAUGGAAGUGAUAUUGAAACUGAGAUGUAAUAUUGAUCAGAGUAGUUAUGUCAACAAUGUAGAAGUGAAAGUACCGGUUCCAAAAUCAGCUGAGAGCGUGUCGCAUACGUCGUGUCAGGGUGGGCAAACUGGCGAAUAUAAACAGGCUGAAAAGAUUUUUUACUGGAAUAUACGCAAAAUACAGGGCCGUGCUGAAGUAUCUACUACGAUUAAGAUCAAGUUAAAGGACAAGUUAAAAACAGCAAGAAAAGAAGUUGGGCCUAUAAGUUUAAAUUUCGAAAUACCAAUGUAUAUCUGCUCGGGGAUGAAAAUCCGCUACCUCAAAGUGUUUGAACAGGGAAAGACUUCAAAUCCAUUAAAAUGGGUUCGAUCUUUAACUCACAGUAACUCUUACGUGAUCAGGAUAUAGUUACAAAUACUCAACACAGAAAGGACAAUUGCAAGAGGGACACUCAUUUUUACCAGAUUUGUACAUAUCUAUGAUGUAUAGCUACAAGCGUCAAUCGAUGUUCAAUCGUUAUUAGUAAAUAUUGACUACUGAAUAAGCGUUUUGUUUUCAGCUUCUAUAAUUAGAAAUUCUAUAUUUUUCGGCGAACAAAUAUUUCAAUUCUAUGCGCGCGCUAUGAUGUUGGUAACUCGUAAGCGCGCGCGAGCAGAGCGCGCGAGCUCAAAAAUCGUUUUUCAAAUCCCACUCGUGAACGCGAACCUACAACAUGGAUGAAAAACUUGACUUUUCGCUGCUUAACUUUCCUGAUAAACUUUGGUACAUGGUUAACGAGCCAAAGUACGAGCAAAUACACUGGAACUCGGACGGAACGAGUAUUGUCAUUUCAAAUAAUACUGAGUUUGUGACAAAAGUCCUCAAUAAUCCUUCAAGAGUUCUUUUCAAGACGAAAAAUCUUUCAAGUUUCGUCCGUCAACUGAAUCUUUAUGGAUUCCGUAAAGUCUCAGAGCAUAGGAAAGUUGGACAGAUUCAGCCUGUGGCCACCAACAGAAGUGAAUUCAAGCAUCCUUGCUUCAUUAAGGAGAGAAAAGACUUACUUGAAGAUGUCAAGCGACAACCAAGUGCGACCAAAAAAACACAAUCUUCUAGUGAAGAGAAGCCUCACUCGAUCAGGAACGAGUUCCCAGUGCAGGGUUAUGGACCCGUUACCWCUAGCCCAUCUGCUAUUGGAGGGUUUUGGGCAAAUUGGGAUCCAUUUUUGUAUCCGUUUCCAUGGAUGCCGUACGGAGGAGCUGCUGGGGGAUACGCCGUAUCUAGUACACCUCAGUAUCAGGGAUUUUACGGUCAAGAUGGAUUCCCAUACUAUUUACCACACCAAAUGCCAUUGACGAGCUGUGCGMCCGCACAUUCUGGCGAAUUCAGUGCAGCUGUAAACGGACGCCGAUCGGAUGGAUUAGCAAAUGAAUAUAUGAUCCCUCGCUCGACYUCUGCUACUUUGGCUCCACAAAGUUCACUGCCUGCUGUCAAGGUCACCAGCUCCCUGUCACGUGAUACCGUAGCAGAGAACAAUUGCCGUKGCAGCACUGAGCUAGUCAAAAGCGUGACCAUUCGCACUGUCAGUUUGCCAGAAGAGGCCAAGAAGCCCAUACCAGCCCAAACGGCUGAGGUUAGCACCACGAGCCAUGACGCCGUCAAGAUCAAGAGCCAAACAAGUACUGGAUUGGACGAUAAAGUAACAAAACCAAAAGAUGAAAAGUUGCAUGACUUUGAUCAAGACCAGCGCUCAGUCAUCCAGGACUACAAAAGACUCAAAUUUAUGAAGAACACUGAUGAGUAACCUGUUUUGGUGGCGAUAUCCUUGUCGAAUCUGUUCACUGUUCUUUUCGGUCUCCAUUCAGUUUACAUUGUUGGCAUUACCACGUGAUGUAGUUCAGUACAUAUAUAGACUGUACUUUGGAGCGAAGGAAUUGUAAAGACUUUGAUACUUACAGUYAUUGUAAAUACUAAAUAAUACAAUCAUAUGCUAUAUCUAUUUGACGCUUUUGACAAAUUUUGAAAUUAUUUUUGUAGUCAAUAUCAUGAUACAUAAAAUAAAAUAUUAUUUGAACUGUUUUA